This is a messenger RNA of Solea senegalensis (Senegalese sole), 1384 nucleotides long. It is a transcript of the gene bacc1, whose product is annotated as linkage group 13 C17orf49 homolog. The record is from RefSeq and is a predicted model, not a curated record. The transcript is spliced from 6 exons. Bases 322 to 939 code for a protein of 205 amino acids. Gene Ontology annotation, cellular component: NURF complex; MLL1 complex. Lineage: Eukaryota; Metazoa; Chordata; Actinopteri; Pleuronectiformes; Soleidae.
GCGAACCACACAUCACUAUUGCCUUGUUCGGCUUGUUCCGUUUCCAACCUCGCACAGCGCCUCCUUCCUCUCGUUCAUCUUUAUUGCACGAUAUUUCCGAUAUUUCCCAAAGACUACGAAGAUAAUUAAGCGUCCACAAAACGGCGCGUGUGUUGUUUUUUUGUUAAACUUCCACUCUGCUCUCAAUGGAAGCGGCUAACCGCCAGCUUGCCAGCUGACGAUACAGAGGCUAACUGUGGCUAGCGGCUAGCUGUGGACGUUCGCACGUUGUUUUGACUGAGCAGGAUAGUUAAAGAAAGAAAGAAAAAAAGCGUCACCGAGAUGACGUCAGCGUCCGCUAAGGUGGGCGAGAUUUUCUCUGCAGCCGGAGCUGCAUUCACGAAAUUGGGAGAACUGACUAUGCAGCUCCACCCGGUGUCCGACUCCAGUCCUGCAGGAGCCAAAUGGACGGAGACGGAGAUCGAGAUGUUGCGUUUGGCCGUGCGACGCUUUGGAGACGACCUGAACAACAUCAGUACGGUGAUCAAAGAGAGGACGGUAGCUCAGAUAAAGAGCACAGUGAAGAGGAAGUUGUACGAGGACAGCAGAGUCCCCAUUUCCUCUGAAUCACCGAAGAAGAGCGGCAAGAAAUCGUCAGUUGCCAUGACGCCGGCGCCCCCCACCUCAGCUCCCGCCAUGAUCGCUGUGCCAAACUCACAGGUUGUCCUGGCAACGGGUAUGCAGAGCACGCCAUCGCUGGCCCCGCCUAUCAAGAAGCAGAAGACCGCAGAUGUGACACUGAGUGCGCUGAACGACUCGGACGUGAACAGCGACCUCGUCGACAUCGAAGGACUCGGCGAUGGCUCGUCCAAUAAGAAGUUAAACUUCGACCAAGAGAGCCUGAACUUGGACUCCAGCCUCAUCAUGAACUCCAGUGACCUCCCCCUUCUCUCCCGCUGACCUUUGACCUUGCAGAGUAACGAGUGAGAGUCUCCAGCUCUUAUUUUUCAAACAGUUUUGGACGUUCGUGUCAAAGUUUUAAACCUUUUCUUUAAAUAGAACAGAUGAUCAGAAAUCAUCAGAAACAUCUUUAGUUGUUUUUUUUCGUUAAAAAAGGCAGAUUUUCUUUUUGACGCAGAAUAACGUUUCACGUUGUUUUAGAAAAUAAACGUGCUGUCGUGUUUUUGUCUCUGACGUUGCGGAGAAACUUGCGAUCUUCGUAAACUCUGAGUAGAAACAAAAUUCAUUUUCGUUGUUUUGGGGAAAAAAAACGUAAACAGAACUUUGUUUACAUAUGAGUUUGUCAGUUUGAUCAAUACAAAUAUUGAUUAUUGACAACAUUGAAACAAACAGUAGAGAAUCAGACGUGUGAAAAAAUAAUUAAAUAAACACAUGAAACACUCAA